CAAAGGCCAAUUCCGGUUCAAGCCCACUAAGGGCUAGGAACUAGACGGGAACCGGCAAUUACCCGGAUCUAGGUGUUAACUUGAGAAGAAGUUUCCAAUGAGAUCGGAUUCCUUCCAAGCUAAGUGGCUUCUAGCCAAGGCCAAUACGCUUUUUCAACUUUAUAGACGAUAAUCACCGUGGGUUUGGCUUAAUUUCAGAGUAGUUUACGAGAGAGGGCUAGCUUAUCGAUUGCAAUAGUAUAUUCAGUAUCAUGGCAAAAGAAAACGUCUCUGAUCUCGAUUUUGUCGAUGAUUUCUACUUCUCUGUGCUCUUCGAUAAUGAAAAGCGCCAGGAAGGCUUUACAGUUUCAGACGCCAAAUGUACAGAAGAUAUGCAAUUCAAGGAGGCUCUAAUGGGUCGUGUGAUCAUUUCUCAGAUGAAGAAGAAUAACCCAACAUCGGAUUUGAUGAUUGAAGCACCCCCAGAGCCAAAUCACCAGGAAGUUGGUCAGUCCUCCCACAGUUUCUGCGAUAUUUGUGUGGAAAGCAAAGAAAGUAACCACAUGUUUACAACUGAUAGAUGCCUUCACUCUUACUGCUCCGAUUGUAUAAGCAAGUAUGUAGCUACAAAGAUUCAGGAAAGCAUUACAGUCAUUACUUGUCCUGGAUUGAAUUGUAAGGCGGUGCUUGAACUGGAAACUUGCAGGGAUAAGCUCAACAAGGGAGUGAUUGAUCUUUGGGAGGAGGCGCUCUGCGAAAAGCUAAUCAGCUGUUCGCAGAGAUUUUACUGCCCAUUUAAGGACUGUUCGGCUAUGUUGGUGAAUGAUAACGAAGGAGAAGACAUUAGGGAAGCUGAGUGCCCCUUCUGCAAUAGAUUGUUUUGUGCUCGAUGUUAUGUACCUUGGCAUUCUGGGGUUGAGUGUGAGGUUUACCAGAGGCUGAAUGAGGACGAGAGAGGCAGACAAGAUCUGAUGGUGAUGGAACUUGCUAGGGAUAAGAAAUGGAGGAGAUGUCCCCAGUGCAAAUUCUUCGUGGAAAAAACAGAAGGUUGUCUCCGUAUACCUUGCAGUUUCCAGUUUUGCUAUGCAUGUGGAUCGGAAUGGACAGAAAGUCAUCAUGGUUGCCAGGAAAACUAGCUUGGCUGGAGUAAGCAUGAGAGUGGUAUGCAUUUACAAUACUUCAGGUAUACAAGAAACUACUAGGAAGUUGCUUCCCAAUGGGGAAAGUUGUUUUCAAUAAAGGAGUAAAGCAGAUGAAGCUACAUCAAUGGACAGAAAAGCAAAAUGCAGUAUAGCUAAUGGCAUGUUUAUAUUGUUAUAUUUAUGUAAGGCUUUUACCUUUCAUAAUGUUUUGAAAGUUUAUGACUCAGAAGUAGUACUGAAACAAUUGAUUUUACAUAUUUAUUUAUUAUAUUUAUUGAUAAAAUUAUUUUUUU
Messenger RNA from Hevea brasiliensis (rubber tree), 1414 nucleotides. RefSeq names its product E3 ubiquitin-protein ligase RSL1. Gene Ontology annotation, biological process: ubiquitin-dependent protein catabolic process; protein polyubiquitination; positive regulation of proteasomal ubiquitin-dependent protein catabolic process. Bases 252 to 1115 code for a protein of 287 amino acids. Gene Ontology annotation, molecular function: ubiquitin conjugating enzyme binding; ubiquitin protein ligase activity; zinc ion binding. Gene Ontology annotation, cellular component: ubiquitin ligase complex; cytoplasm. The transcript has 2 exons. NCBI's taxonomy places the organism in Eukaryota, Viridiplantae, Streptophyta, Magnoliopsida, Malpighiales, Euphorbiaceae. The record is from RefSeq and is a predicted model, not a curated record.